Messenger RNA from Rhodofomes roseus, 3342 nucleotides. Its product is annotated as fungal-specific transcription factor domain-containing protein. The record is from RefSeq and is a predicted model, not a curated record. Gene Ontology annotation, biological process: regulation of DNA-templated transcription; DNA-templated transcription. Bases 1 to 3342 code for a protein of 1113 amino acids. The transcript has 11 exons. Gene Ontology annotation, molecular function: DNA binding; zinc ion binding; DNA-binding transcription factor activity, RNA polymerase II-specific. NCBI's taxonomy places the organism in Eukaryota, Fungi, Basidiomycota, Agaricomycetes, Polyporales, Fomitopsidaceae.
AUGUCUCAGCACCAGCAGUGGCCCGGCCCCCCCGCCGGGUCCUCCUCCUCCUACCACCAGCCAACACACCAUCCAACACACCCCUCGCAGCACCACGGACACCAGCAGUCUCACCACCAGCAAGCAUACGACGUCGAUCGCGGCUAUGGCCUCGGUUCGUCCAUGAACGGGCACCACCAUGCCAUGACCAUACAGGAUGACUAUGACGCGGAGGAGGACGACGGCCUGGGUGAUCUCCCUGGCCCAGGGCUCAGUGGUCUCGGCCUACCGCCGUACAACACCGCCGGUAUGAGCAUGAGCAGCUCGGCGAAGAACGAGAAACAGAUUCGAAGACGGAGUAGCAAGGCCUGUGAUCAGUGCCGGAAGAGUAAGUGCAAAUGCGAACGGGGUAGCGCACAAGACCCGUGCAGGAACUGUGUAAUGCUUGGAACGCCUUGCACUUUCCUCGGACCAUCACGUAAACGCGGCCCGCCGAAGGGCUACAUCGACGCAAUCGAAGCGCGCCUCCAUCAGACCGAGGCGCUCAUCGGGAUCCUUCUCAGCAGCAAGGAUAGCCGCGCACGGAGUGUCCUGGAGGACAUGGCUGAGGACCCACUUGCGAAGGAGAUCAUCGCGCGCGUGGACAAUUCACCGUACGGGCACAAGGGCCGGGCCCGAGGCGGCGAGACAGUCCAAACCGGACGCUCGCGUCAACCCACAGAGCCGCGAGACGAGUCCGGCGUGCAAUGCACCCAUCCCUCAAAUGAAUGGCAGGACCAGGUGAUCGCAAGGUUGAACGCGGCCGCGGCAAGGCGCAACACGCUCCUCCCAGGCAACGCCGCGGAUGCCCUGGACGACGCGGAAGUGCGGCCACUUAGCGCGGACGCGAGCGGCGGCCUGCAGUACCCCGUGUCGCCCACCUCCGAGGCCUCGCAACCGACGCGGCCAACUCUGAACAUCACGCAGCCGUCGAGCAGCGGGAAUGCGGCCGGGCCGGCGAGCGCGUCUGGCCUGCUCAGCGCAGGCUCGGACCAGCCGGGUGAUGCACCGUUCAGGCGCCAGCGGAGGCGGCUGGAUGAGGGCGACGAUGCGGGCCACGCGCGCUCGCCCUCUCGUCGCUCGCCGGACAUGCGCGACGACGAGAGCGCGGGUGACGAUGAGACCGGGGGGUCGGAGCCCUCCGGGGAGGACGACGAGCUCGCGAUCGAGGUCGGCCAGCUGAGUCUGAACGAGGACGAGGUCGUGCGGUUCCAUGGGAAGGUGAGCGGGCUGCACUUGCUCGGCGUGAAGGACCGCGAGGACGGCCGGCACGAGGGCGGCAUCUGGAGGUUCCCCAAGGCGAGAGUGUGGCCGCCAUUGCCCCCGACGGCGGCGAACCAUGCGAAGGGCCUGGACAACUUUGCGCCGGACUUGCCCGACCGCGCGACGCAGGAGCUCUUGUUGGACCUCUACUGGACGUAUGUGCACCCGGCGUUGCCGAUUGUGUGCAAGCGCGCCUUUAUGGAGGACUUCCGCAACAGCCAAACGAUGUCAGCCGACUCUCCUUACUCUGAGCCCUCCGAUGGCGCGUCUCCCGGCUCUCAAAUCGGUCAAUCUACGCACAGACGAGGGCGCGUGCCGACGGUCUUGCUGCUCGCCAUGUUCUCCAUCGCCGCUCGCUACUCCGCCCAAACUGGCGGCGACGUGCCGCCGCCUCAGGAAGGCUCCAUGUGGGCGGCAGGUGACAGGUACCUGGAGGACGCGAAGGUUAUCCUGGACAGCAGCUAUGCUGCCAGUCGCCCGAGUACGUGCCAGGCGCUGCUCUUGAUGGCUUACCGCGAAGUGGGCAUCGGCGCGAUGGCGCAGGCGUGGCUGUAUGUCGGCAUGGCGGUCAGGAUGGCGCAGGACCUCGGUCUCCACAAGAGCGCGGAUAAGUGGACUAGCGUCGGACGGAACCUCUUCUCGGCGAACGAGCUGCAGGAAAGGAGAUGCAUUUGGUAUGGUUGCGUUACUAUGGACAAGUAUCUCUCGGCCUAUAUCGGUCGCCCGAUCGCCGUGGCCGAGCGCGACUUCGAUACCGAGCUUCCUACCCUCGAUGAUCAGGACGAACUUGAGUUGUGGCAACCGCACCCGUCGGCUCCUUUACAGGACGAUAGCGCGGAGCCCAGCUCCCCUGACGUCGCGCCGGCCCCGGGUCACGUCAUCUCGUGCUUCGGCGAGUCGGCCAAGUUGUCGAUUAUCCUAAGCAUGAUCAUGCAAUGCCUGUAUGCCAUAAAGCCUCCUGCGUACCGGCACCAGGAAUUGCAGCGUUUCGAGAAAUUGUUGUCGAAGUGGUAUUUGGAUCUGCCUGACCACCUCCGGUAUGAUCCCGCCUCACCGAAGAACCCGGUCCCUCUCCCUCACAUCUUGACGCUGCACAUGCAAUAUUGGUGCACCGUACUGCUGUUGCAUCGUCCCUUCAUUCGCCACCUCGCAGACUCUUCCGGUCGACCCGCGUCUGCUGCGUCGAAGGACUCUGAAGUCCGUGCUAGCUCCAGGAGAAACUACGAUACAUGUGUACAAGCGGCCAACCACAUAACCUCUAUCGUGUCGGUCUACGUCGGGAACUACAGUGCUAAGCGCGCCUCGGUGUAUUUCUGUUAUUACGUUUUCACGGCUGCAAUUCAGCACGUGUCGACCCUGAUGAUGUACUCCGAGGACGCUCAGGCGAGGGUGGGGCUCCACAAAUGUAUGGACGUACUGAAGCGUAUGCGACACCUGUGGCCGAGUGCGUUCCGUGCCCUGGAGCUUCUUCAAGGUUCAAAAGUCAAUGCGCAAGGUGCCCAAGACCUGGCGGCUUUGCGCGCGCGCAGCUCAGACAGGCCGAAGCGCUCGGCUGAGCAUCCGUUGGACGCUGAUGAAGAGAGCGGCACCCGCCUCUUGACGAGCGAUCAACUCUACCGCCAGCAGCAGAACUUCCAGCCGGUCAGCACGCCCAGCCCGGUCCACCAGGGCUUCGCCAUGAACAAUCUACAGAUGCCCGCCGCGGACGCGCAAUACCAGUCGUACGAUAGGUGGUCCUCGGACGCGCCGAUGGCGAACUACGCAGGAAGCCUAUCGACGUCCGUAUUGCCGCAGCAGUACAGUACCGGGUUGGUUGACGAGAGGAUGUCUGCUAGUAGGCACCCGGAAAGGCAAAGCCAACGAUACCCGCAGUUCUGGAACGACUACACCGCCCUGGCGCAGUUGGACACGCCUUAUGGCGUGCCGGUGAUAGGUGACAUGGGGAGUCAGCACCCGGGCUCAAGCCAUGGCGACCAGCAAUCGAUGUACAUGCAAGACUAUUCGAUGUUUGGUGAGUCCGUCUCACUGUUACGUCAUGCAUUGCGUAGGAUACGUUACUGA